AUUGCCAAGGCUAGACACUAGGGCAAUCACAUAGCAGAAUUGCUAGACAUUUAUUCAAACAGAACUGGAAAUAUAUUAAGACAGUUUCUAAAUCACUCCCUGCUUUGACGACUGCUCGAAAGGGCUUGAUUUUUGAAAACGUUGCGCUUCCACAAGGAUAACGCGAAUGGGGAAUUCUUAUGCGGCACAUUCCGUAUCUUCGUGUCAAAAUAAUUCCUUAGCCCCUGCAUGCCUAUACUGUAUAUGGGCUUCGGUUCAAGGGACAAGACUUGUGUUGGACAGUAGAUGCUAUAGGUCUAUGGUUUAUACAACAGCCCCGGAAAGAAUAAGGGGCGGGGUUGCUCGCGGCCGGAAUGACACAGCCCGGAAGAGCAGCUGCUUAAAAUAAUAUUCCUGGCCGUCCAGUUUGUACGGCAGCUGGCAAAGUGGAACCCCUCGCAAGGUCCGCAAGAUCCGGCUGAGAUUGCAGUGAAGGAGAGAAAUGUGGAACCCUAAUCAAGGUCCGCCAGGGGGGUAUCCCAUGGGACCCCCAAUUCCCAACCCCGCCUAUCCUCCUGGUCAAAACCCAGCCUACCCACCAGGAGUGAACCCGGCCUUCCCACCUGUGGUGACCCCCCCUGGCCCCUACCCAGGGCCCCCCGUUGGUAUCCCGGGUCAAAACCCCUAUCCUGGGGUUCCCAUGGGCCCGGGACCUUAUCCGGGGGGCCCUCCCUGUCCCCCAGGGGUCAACCCUUCCUACCCAGGGCCACAUGGUGGGGUCUUUCCUGGCCCUUACCCAGCUGGCAGCCCGGGACACAAACACGGAAAAUCUUACCCCAUGGCUGGGGGCCUGGCGGCGGGCGUGGCGGGGGCGGGCGUGGUAAUUGGUGGGCACAAGGCGCACAAGAAGAUGAAGAAGAAGAUGAAGAAGGCACACAAGUACCACAAGCACGGGAAGCAUUCCUCAAGCAGCAGCAGCAGCAGCAGCAGCGACUCGGACUGAGCUCUCGCUGUUGACGCGACACUCCCAUCAAACUCUGACAUGGCGGCUUCACCCGGGCUGCGCGCUUCAUAGCUUUGCAUUAUGUUGUACAGCACUGAUGUAAGACAUAGCACAGAAGAGGUUUUCAAACUGCCAUGGUGAUGAGGGAUUUCACACAAGCCCGAUCUGUAAGUAAAAAUCCUGAUUUUAAUACAUCUCUGCUGGGCUCAGUGAAAAAUCAUGCAGAUCCCCCUGAGGACACCCUAAGAACAAUCUCUGAGGACCACAUUCCAUGACACUUUGAAAACCACACUGUGAAAUUGCUGAUAUGGAAAGCUUGAGGCUAUUUAAAACUCUAUAUUUUUUUGAAGGAAAGGGUGUUGUAUUUAAGAUUAUGCAAUGACUGUUUUAACAAUAAAUGACAAAGAUUUGUGACUCCAGUCUCUAA
Messenger RNA from Lepisosteus oculatus (spotted gar), 1409 nucleotides. It is a transcript of the gene prr13, whose product is annotated as proline rich 13. The record is from RefSeq and is a predicted model, not a curated record. Lineage: Eukaryota; Metazoa; Chordata; Actinopteri; Semionotiformes; Lepisosteidae.